AUGAAACAAAAUCAAGGAAAUCGUGGAAAUCGCGGAAGUCGUGGAAGUCGCGAAAGUCAUGAAGUUAUAGCAGUUGGUAGAGGUCGCGGUAAAAGUCAUGAAAAUAAUGAAGAUAUCGAUUCUGUUAAAGAUACUGAAGCAAAUGAUAAUUUAAAUAAAUUUUCAGAACAGUCAAUUUCAGGAACAACCGAUCAAAUAGCUCAUUCUAAUACUGCCUACGAUAAAGAUAAUACUGAGCCAAGAUUCGUUGGAUUGGAGUGGGGCAAACUCAAAAAUUAG
Messenger RNA from Entrophospora candida, 279 nucleotides. Lineage: Eukaryota; Fungi; Glomeromycota; Glomeromycetes; Entrophosporales; Entrophosporaceae. The record is from the annotation of a GenBank genome assembly.